UAUUCUUUAAUUUAGUAACUAUGUUUUUGUGUGUUUGAACACACAAUGUGCAACUGUUGCCACUUCCAAAACCUCUCAAAACAAAACUCUUGUUCCUUCUUCCCAAUUACCCUUAUAAUUAACUUCUGAUAAUGUUGUAAGCCACACAAAAAGAACUGGUAUUUGAGUUGAAACACAUUUUUCAGUUUCCCUCCUAUUCAUCUUUUGACCUUUCACAAGCAACACUUGAAGAACAUGGUGGUGGCGGAGUCUGAGAUGAACUCACAAAACGACGCUGAAUCUCCGAUAGAGUUGGAGCAACAGCACGACGUCAACAAGAAUCACCCAUUUUCUUCACUGGGAAGAGAAGCUUCUUCCAUCUACUCCAUCACCCUCGACGAGUUCCAACACACGCUAUGGGAGAGUGGCAAGAACUUUGGCUCCAUGAACAUGGACGAGUUUCUCAGCAGCAUAUGGUGGUGUGCAGAAGAAACUCAAAUUUUAAACAACAGCAACAACAGCUUCUCACUGAGUGAAGCUUCCGCAGAAAAGGGGUUGAUAAGGAAGCAACCAAGCCUUCCUCGGCAAGGGUCUCUAACACUUCCUGCACCUUUGUGUAGGAAAACAGUGGACGAGGUUUGGUCUGAGAUACACAAAGGACAACAACAACGGCAACCACAGAAAAACAACGACAAUAACUGUGGAAACGUUAAUAAUGAUUACAAUGCUCAAAAUACCGAAUCUGCCCGCCGCCAACCUACCUUUGGAGAGAUGACUUUGGAGGACUUCUUGAUAAAAGCUGGGAUAGUUAGAGAACAGUGUGCCAUUGCAACGCCAGUUCCAGCUUCUACAAGUCAAAAUCAGCAUUUGCAGCAGUAUGGCUUCUUUCCUAAUAACAACCGUACAAUGGACCCUUCUUUUGUCGGAAGGCAGAUGAUGGGAGUUGGUGGCGGCGGUAAUGCUGGUGGGAAUGUGGUUAGACCAUCUUAUCAGGCGGUGCCUAAGGGUGGUGGUGGUCGCGGUGCAGUUGGACAGUCUUCUGGGUAUCCGGCGGCAGUGCCGUCUGCGGUUUGCUUUGGACCGAGGGUGGUGAAUGGUGGCGGUGGUUACGAGGCAGUGAGCAACAUGGGAGUGGUGGCGCCGGUGAGCCCGGUUUCGCCGGAGGGUAUAGGUACUGGUGAAAAGUUUGGUUGCCGAUUUGGGAUGGAGAAAGUUGUGUCAAGAGGGAGAAAGAGGGUGUUUGAUGGGCCUGUGGAGAAGGUGGUGGAGAGAAGACAGAGGAGGAUGAUCAAGAACAGAGAAUCAGCAGCCAGAUCCAGAGCAAGAAAACUGGCAUACACAGUUGAAUUAGAAGCAGAAUUGACCCAGUUGAAAGAAGAGAACGCCGAACUUAAACUAUCACUGGCUGAUCUUGAAAGGAGAAGAAAGCAACAGCAGUCACCUUUUGUGCAGCAGCACUCAGAGGAAGGGAAUUGGAGAGUUCAAAACAACCUUGAAAAUGCCAAAAACAAAUCGAGAUCAUUGAGAAGGACAAUGAGUUGCCCUUUAUGAGAAAAUGAUCUGCAUCUAUAAACAGAAAGGACUAUUGGCUGUGGUGCAUCUUCUUGUGUUUUUUCUUGGACAUAGAAAAAACACUGAAAUUAAUGUCAAAGCCAAUAACAGGGAUACAAUUACUAAGGUAGUAAAUAUAUGUAGUUGCAUGUUUUACAUUAAUAAUAUUUUCAAUGUCAAAUAAAUAAAAUCAUUUACACUAGUUUUCUUAUAAGCUUAUUGUUAAUUACUACAUUUCGUAAAUAAAUUAGUAUUCUUGAUGAGUUGAACAGGUAUAUUGUAUAAGAAAAGUAGCAUAGUGAUUCUGUUCUGCAAACUCGGCAAAGCAAUUUUUUAGAAAUAUUAUUGAAAAUAUUUGGUUAAAUUAGUUUUAAAAAAUGUGGUUAACUGUGGUUUGGGUUGGGUUAAAUAAACUUAUCACU
Messenger RNA from Vigna radiata var. radiata (mung bean), 1952 nucleotides. RefSeq names its product protein ABSCISIC ACID-INSENSITIVE 5. Gene Ontology annotation, molecular function: DNA-binding transcription factor activity. Bases 235 to 1530 code for a protein of 431 amino acids. NCBI's taxonomy places the organism in Eukaryota, Viridiplantae, Streptophyta, Magnoliopsida, Fabales, Fabaceae. The record is from RefSeq and is a predicted model, not a curated record. Gene Ontology annotation, biological process: positive regulation of DNA-templated transcription. Gene Ontology annotation, cellular component: nucleus. The transcript has 5 exons.